Necator americanus (New World hookworm) is the source of this 7614-nucleotide messenger RNA. RefSeq lists its product as uncharacterized. Gene Ontology annotation, cellular component: P-body; CCR4-NOT core complex. The coding region runs from base 1 to 7614 and encodes 2537 amino acids. The transcript has 57 exons. Gene Ontology annotation, molecular function: molecular adaptor activity. The record is from RefSeq and is a predicted model, not a curated record. Gene Ontology annotation, biological process: nuclear-transcribed mRNA catabolic process, deadenylation-dependent decay; negative regulation of translation. NCBI's taxonomy places the organism in Eukaryota, Metazoa, Nematoda, Chromadorea, Rhabditida, Ancylostomatidae.
AUGUCGAUCGGCCUGUCAUCUCCGGCGCGGUACUCGCUUAGCUACGUUGAUUCGUUACUCACCGAUUUCACCCAGUAUCCUCAAAAAUCCAUUCAAUUUGUUUUCCAACGACUACUUGUUACUUGUGGUGCGGACUGUGGUUCGCCAGCGGUGCAUUGCGCGCGGGUACUUCUCUCCGCUGUAGGAUUUGGUCAACCUCUUCCACCUGGGCCGCGUAGAUCACUGGACGAGUCUACUGCAGCCCAGCUUAUAUUUUUGAUUGUCAAGUUUGCAACAGAAGAGCAACCAAGCAGAAGCGUCCUCGAGCUUGCCGGCGCUCGGAAUAUCUUCAACGCCCUCACCGACAGAGUCAGCGCAGAGCUUCAAGAAGCUGAAGCGACCAACGACGGUCAACUUCCGCUAUUGGUUCAGUCUGUGUCAUCGAAGGUUCUUCCAUCUGCAUCUGACGUUCAACUCUGCCUUUUCUGGGUUUCCGUCACUCCAGGGAAAGCAGCAAGUUUAAUAAACCCAUUUAUUGGCCAAUUGCUACAUAAUUUCUUCGUCAUCAUCGUAUCUAGUAAGGAGAGAACAGUAAUUCGGACAGAGUUUGUAAUUCGUUGCAUCACUGCGUACUUGGAGGGCGAUUUCGAUAUCGGUACACCAGUGAUAACGUUUUUGCGAAAUCACAUCGCCGAAGACAAAAAACAUAUCUUUAACUCGUACCUCGGCCAAGUCAUAGCAAAAGCGGCAAAAUUCUCCGCUGAAGUCGACAACGAAGCCCUUAUAACGCAAGUGGAGCAACUUUGUGCAACUGGGACUUAUAAUUCGGCAGCAAAGAAAGCGCUGUUCGAAACGUCGAACAUGCUGCUGGUCGGAGUGGUACAGGGAGCUGGCAGGUCAUGUACGGCCAGUGAAGAGGCGUUUCGUGCACGUUUGAAUGAGAUGACGAUGACCGAGGCUGCUUGUUUCACUCCAUCAACAGUUGCUUUGGCAUUGGUGUCCUUCUUGGAUGGCGGCCCGAGCAAAACGUCAGCGCAAGCAAAGCGUCAUGCAAGCUUUGAAAGAGCCGGUCCAGGUGUAUCAGAGCUAGACGUUCCGGAAGAUCCACCGUGGAAUGGGAAAGUUUUUGCAUCAGUUGUCAACGAGAUGAAUCCAAAUCUUGACUGGUACGAGGUAUUUGAUCGGCUGGAUGAUGUACAAAUGCUAGUUACACGACGACAAUCUCUUAUUACUCUUAUUGAUGCAUUAAAAACUGGACUCAGGGAUAAGCCAUUUCCUAUAGCAAAAUUAUAUACGAAAUGGCGGUGCAGGGAAGGACAACUUUCACUGAUAUCAUGUAUGCUCGAAAAUCCUGAUGUAUUCUGCAUAGCUGACUAUCCACAUAGGACUGUACCGACAGGCACGCUAAAAAGUACCCCCGAUGAAAGCGAUCGACUGCUGGCCUCGUGGUGCUGUGUGGAGCUGACGGAGGUUUUGUUAACGAUGGCUGGCGAACAAAAUGUUCAGACGGCUGCUAUUCGACUACUACAUAGUGCCUUAGAAAAGUGGCCGGAUGUGGUGCUGCUAGCAUUGUUUCAAAUACCGCCCCCUGUCACGGAUCUACGUCAAAAAUUUAUCGAGAUGAUUCUACCGGUCUUCAUUCAUCAUCACACCAACGCCGUAUCAGUAUUAAAUGCGAUUUGGAAUAGUGAGGUCCUGCCACGAACGACCGUACACAACAUGAUCAUCAAUGCCUUCUUAGCUUUCCAUGCGAAAGCACCGGAUGACCAACAAAGACUAGCUAGGAUUUUAGAUAUUGCAAACGAAUUGAAACCGGGUGGUCUGGCGGAGCUAUUCAGUUGCCCUCAUGUGCCGUUCAUUGUAGAAAUGGGUUUACUUGCAUCAAAACGGGAUUAUUUAAAAUUGGACAAGUGGCUUGAGGAUAAAUUCAUCGAAUUAGGAGAUCCUCUCGUUGAUAGUGUGAUUACACAGCUUCAAAGACGCCUUUUUACGCCGGCUUCCAGCCAUUCGCUAUCACCAGAGACUUUUUCGAUCAUGAUGACUUUUCUCAGGAAUCAUGCAGCAAAAUUAUCACCGCUUUCGAAACAGAAGUACGUGGCGCUAACGGAAAAACUCAAGGAGAUCCAACAGCAACAGAUUUUACUACAAGUUCAUCGUACUGGAAUCGCUGGAGAUUGGCCGCCGGUUCUUGAGGACCAACCAAAUUAUUCGAAAAUCCAGCAUUCGUUCAUUUGCAAGAACAAUUUCUGCGAGAUGGAACAGUUCUUGAAGAUAAAAUCCGUUCUGUGUGUUGGGUUCUGUGCAUUUCGUCAGUGCUGUGCAAUCGAUGUAAGCGACGAGUCAGUGCGUUUUGUGGAUUCUCAAUCGUAUUCAACUAUCGUCGAUUUUCCUGAAUUACUAGUGAUCCGGCUGAGUGAUGAGGGAAUCCUCAGCACGGAGUUCAUCGGUCGACCGCCUGGAGCCGGAGGACCACCACCGCAGUCAAUGCCACCGCCUCCACAACCAUUUCCUCCGAAUGGCGCCGGCGCCCCACCACCGCCUCAUAAUCUACUGGCGAUGCAGGCUGGCCCCCAACAGCCUGUAUCGAAUCCAGUGGGACUAGGUUCGAUGUUUGGUAGCAGUGCCUUCGGAGGAAGUCAAGACUUGUUAAGGUCUGCACACCCUGCUGCAAGUCAACCAUUCGGUGGACAACCUAUGGCCAUGUCACCGUCAUCACAGAUGAUGCGAUCUGGUAUGCCACCAGCUCCACAACGACAGAAUUCUGCUAGUGGAGUGGGCUGGCAGAUGGGAGGCCCUCCUGGUCAACAACGAGGUCCCCCAACGCCAUCACAACAAAUGGACUUUCAGCCACAACCGCCGCCUACAUCAUCACAGGUGGACUUGCGCUCCGCUCCAAUGCCUCUAGGCGCUGGUCCAGUAGUUAUCGAUGACAUGAAUUUUCCAAAAGAUGUUCAAGAUGAAGCCAACAUGUACUUUGAACAGAUUUAUAACCAGUCAUCUAUGGUUGGUGACCUGAUAAUGCGCUUGAAAGGGUUGAAAAUGUCCCAAAAUCCUAGAGAUCAGAAAGUGUUGGCAUGUGUAGUUAAAAACCUGUUCGAGGAAUAUCGAUUUUUCCAUGAGUAUCCUGAAAGAGAACUAAGGACAACGGCAGAGAUCUACGGAGGGAUCAUUCGGGAAGGAAUCAUCAGUAAUUUGCAUUUCGCUACGGCUGUACGAAAAGUCAUCGAAUCGCUGCAGUCAGAAGUAGGAAGUAUGUUGUGGACGUUUGGAAUAGUUUCAUUGACAGCGUGCCGCUCAAAGCUGUGCUCAUAUCCAAAGGUCUGCUCCAUGAUCGCUCAACACGAGAAUUUUUCGAAAUUCCCGCCAGGACUCAAGGAAUACGUUUUGGCUGGUUUGAAAGGCGAGCUUCCAGUACAAAACAUCGCACCUCCACCUAUGGACUCGACCGGACGAUCCACACCUCCACUCAGUUGGACACCCACGCAAAGGUCGUCGAGUACGGAAAGUGCUAAGGCGACAACAAGCAGCACCAGCGUAGGGAGCACCAAUCGAACUGGAAACUCCGUACUAUCAUACACCAAUGUCGACACACUGGUUUCUGCUACUGAAAAGGAAGGAGCAGAAGUAGCACAGCCUGAGACAGCUGUUGUCGAUAAAGUACUAUUCUUGUUCAACAAUUUGUCGCAGAGUAAUAUGACAACAAAAAAGGAUGAGGUGCUAGCACUGAUAGAUGAACAUGGCGAGCCUUUUAUCCGGUGGUUUGCUCAGUAUGUGGUGAUGAAGCGGGUAUCGAUUGAGCAAAACUUCUUGCCGCUCUAUAAUCAAUUCAUCCAAGCGAUAAAUCAUCCGCUUCUGGAUACGCAUAUCAAGCGGGAGACGUUCAGGAACAUCAGGAUUCUGCUUCGCUCGGACAAACGGCAAGCUGCGUCCAACUACAGUGACCGUCAACUACUGAAAAACCUUGGAAUGUGGCUAGGGUCGAUCACGAUAGCACGAAAUAAACCGAUUCUGAUACAUGAGUUGGAUCUGAAAGCUUUGCUGAUGGAAGCGUAUUACAAAGGGCAACAAGAGCUACUAUUUGUCGUACCUUUUAUCGCGAAAAUUCUUUUUUCGUGUGGCAAAACACAGUUGUUCAGUGCAACGUGCGCUUGGAUACGCUCUAUAUUAAAAGUCUUAGCCGAACUGCACAAUGAGCCCGAUUUAAAGAUCAACUUGAAGUUCGAAAUAGAGGUGCUGUGCAAGGAACUGUCGGUGGAUUUGGAGUCGCUACCAGUUGAGGGUAUCCUGAAAGACACGGACCGUCUUGUGAGGGUCACACAACAGUUAUCAGAUCUGAAGACGUUACAACAGCCCGAUCAAGCGAACAGCAGUCCAGUUCCGGGACAAAUGAGACUAGCACCGGAUUCCGUGUCAGUACCCGGUGUGGAUACAAAGCCAUCCACACCAAACCCGGAAUCGGAUGGGUCAUCAGCUAUCGUUGAAGGAGGUGCUGGGGCUGUGAUAAUACCGCCGCUUCAUUUUGCAUAUCAUGAUAUCAAUGUGACUUCUUAUGAAGGGCUCAUACCUCAUAUUAAGGUUCAACUGUCACUGCCGUUGUUUCAGCUUCACCCUCAGAUGAAACACCAUGUUCGACCGGCCCUCACGCAAGCCAUCAAAGAACUCAUAGGUCCUGUGGCUGAAAGAGCGCUGAAGAUAGCUAUGAUCGUCACUGAAACCCUUGUACGCAAGGAUUUCGCUCUCGAUCCAGAUGAGAACAACAUGAAAAAAGCAGCUUUCCAUAUGAUGCGUGCGAUGACUGCUGGAAUGGCGAUGAUCACGUGCCGCGAUCCUCUUGCCGGAACGAUGGUGUCAUUGUUGCAGCAAUCGUUCACCAACUCGUUGCGUACUUCGAACACCGAACUGUCAAAAAUGAUCGAGGAAGCGGCGAGAGUAAUCACGCAAGAUAAUAUCGAGCUAACAACGAACUUCAUUGUGAAGACAGCUUGCGAAAAGGCAGCAGCAGAACUGGAGAAACGUCUCGAUGGCGAAGCGGCUCGACGGCUCGCUGUUCGACGCGAAGGCGCCGAAUGGCAUGAUGCCGCUAUGGAGAAGAUACAGGCCGAGCUGCCUCCUCGAAUAGCUGUGCAAGUCGGCCCGACGCGGAAAGAGCACAUUGCUAUUUACGAGCAGUUCAGCAGUCGGAUUUGUGGCUUUAAACCAACCAUCAGUGAUGAAUCGUCAGCAUCUGCUAUGGAAACUGUGAAUAGAACGAUGACAUUACCGGAAACAGCAAAGGAGGUGGAGCAGCUCACUCAGCAAUUGAAUAGCAUUAUCAAGGAGGUGGAUAUAACUAUGCAAGCUCAACCGAAUCCUACGAAUAAGGCCUUCCAAGGAGUGGGUGCCAUCAGAGAUCUGUUGUCACAGUUAGCUUCGAACCCACGUGAUUCCAUGACAGUUGUGAAUCUCAUCACAAGAUCCGUAGAACAUCUUCUCCAUGCCUAUCAUGUUGAUAGCACGUCGAAAGCUCUUGACGUGGAAUGGGCCAGGAGACUUCGGGAUUUGUUCCUGGGAGUAUGUCGUGUACUCCUAACACAGUUCACUAUCGCUGAUUUGUCAAGACGUAUCACUGGAAGUAUCGUAAAUGUGAGAAUGGAUUACAAGUGGAACGUAGAGGCCAUUGAGGUACUGCUAAAACAUCAGCUAGUACAGACGCAUGUCUUCGAUCAGCAUUUGGCCCAUGUCAUGGAUGGAGGUUCGAAUAUGGAGGCGACAUUGUUCGCACAAAGGUUCUUCCGCCUUAUUGGGUUUAACGAUGCAGCUAGGAUGCCUGUGAUCAAGGAGGCUUUCCCAGCAACUUACGAACAGCUCCUUAAAAUGCAACAAAUGCAAGCCCUUCUACGGCAGCAAGCUGCAGCCGCCGGAUCCACGGAACCGAAUCUUGAUUCUCCUCUGGGACCUGCUGCAAUGGAUGCCAUUGUAGCGGCUACUGCAGGACCUGGAGUACCGCCGGCAGUGCAACCUUCAGCAGAAGAACCUGGAAUGUCGGACAAGGUCGAGAUCAUUCUGAGAGAAUGGAUUGGACUGUGCUACACACCAAUGGCUCAAAGAAAUCCGAAAGAAGCCUUGUUCCAAAUGAUUGUGAUGAUGCAUGAACACGGUGUACUAUCUGGUGAUGAGAAAAUCUCCCAGUUCAUACGUAUGUGCACCGAAAUGUGCGUUGAUGUUGCGUUGAGACUCUUGAAAACUGACGCCACAGCUCCAGUUAGCCAAUCUAACAUUGUACGUCAACGAUGCUACUACACUCUCGACGCCUUUGUGAAGUUGAUGGCGCUCAUGAUCAAGUAUUCGGAUGGAGGAAGCGCUUCACCGUCAGGAACAUCGAAAAUAGCGCUACUGAAGAAGGUCCUACACAUCAUCACAAGUGUAUUGCACGUCGACCAUGAAGUCAGAAGACACGAAUUUAACGCCAUGCCCUAUCAUCGGAUACUCAUCACGUUAUUCAUCGAGCUAACCACACCAGAUGGGUCAAAUCUGGAAUCGAUUGCAUGGUCGAUCAUCGAGGCUUUUGGACAGAACGCACUCUUUUUGCUCCAACCCCGUCGAUGUCCAGCAUUUGCCUACGCCUGGCUUGAUUUCGUAGGUCAUAGAGCUGUGAUUGGAGCGCUUUUGGGAGGCAACGGUUUUGCUGAAAAUGUAGACCCAAUGAAAACGUCAGCCAUGUACACACAGUUGUUAAUAUGUCAUCUGAAGUUCCUCGCACCGUUCCUGAGGAAUAUUCAUCUACCGAAGUCGAUUGCGGUGUUGUACAAGGGAACAUUGAGAGUGCUGCUGGUAAUCCUGCAUGAUUUCCCUGAACUUCUGUGCGAAUAUCACUAUGUGAUAAUAGACACAAUCCCACCGAACUGUGUGCAACUCCGAAAUCUUGUCUUGUCUGCGUAUCCACGCAACAUGAGGCUUCCAGACCCGUUUGCGUUGAAUUUCAAGCAAGUAGACAGUAUUCCGGAGAUGGCGAUAGAGCCCAAAUCUAAUCUGAAUAUGGCUUCGAUCAUACCAGAUUCCAUCCGAUUACCCCUGGAUGCUUACCUGAGGACAAGAUCUGCAGUUGAUUUCUUGUCAGCGCUGCCAGGAAUGUUGCAAAUAUCCGAGAAUCCCGGAUCGAAGUAUAACAGCACAGUGAUGAACGCAAUGGUACUAUACGUUGGAAUGAAAGCCAUCGAAAGUCUUCACGAGCGUCGUCAACGUAUUUCCAUCCAUACGAUUGCUCAUACAGCUUUCAUGGAUAUUUUCCAAAAUCUUGCUGUUCAGCUGUGUACUGAGGGUCGAUAUCUUUUGUUUAAUGCUAUCGCGAAUCAACUACGCUAUCCUAAUGCACACACUCACUACUUUAGCUGUGUUUUCUUGUUCUUAUUCCUGAAUUCGGACCACGAUGCGAUUCAGGAACAAAUCACUCGAAUUCUGUUCGAACGUCUGGUAGCACUUCGCCCUCACCCAUGGGGUCUGCUGAUCACAUUCAUCGAACUAAUCAAAAAUCCUGUGUACAACUUCUGGAAGUACGAAUUCACCCGGUGCGCUCCUGAAAUAGAGCGAUUAUUCCAAAAUGUGGCGAACACUUGUGUCACAGCACGUCCAGCUGAUUCAGAGGCGAGCAAAGCUUGA